ACACAUGAAAACUGCAGUCUGCUUCUUCUUCUUUCACACUCACAGAAAAAGAGUAGAGAGAGGAAGCCUCAGUUUUGCUCUUACCUCUGCACUAUCACGUUACACCAUAAAUUAAAAGCAGAACGGAAGAACUGAGUGCCAAGGAAGCGAGUACAUUCAUGACUCAGAGAGCCAGGAAAGAAGGAAAGACUAUGAGAACAAUAAAAUAAACACGGCGGCUACACAUUGGCAGAGUUUACGGGACCGGCUCUGACAUCAGUGAAGUGAGAGAGGAAGAGGGGUGCAACAUUGCUUUACGGAAACCGCUUGACAGUUUCACGCCGAAACAGUUUGAAAAUAGGAAACAGACGCUUAAGAGAAACAGAAAGGGAAAGAAAGAGAAAAGGAUAAAGCGAAGCCUGUUUAAGCCGAACCAUGUUGAUGAAAGAAUACCGGAUAUGCAUGCCGCUCACUGUCGAUGAGUACAAGAUCGGCCAGUUAUACAUGAUCAGCAAGCACAGCAGUGAGCAGAGCGGAGGAGGCGAAGGGGUGGAGGUCGUCCGGAAUGAACCCUGCACAGACCCCAAACACGGAGCCGGACAGAUCACAGAGAAACGCAUCUACCUCAACAGCAAACUGCCAACCUGGAUAAGAAAGUUUGUUCCCAUGAUUUUUUAUAUCACAGAAACUGCCUGGAACUUCUACCCUUACACCGUCACAGAGUACACGUGUUCCUUCCUACCGAGGUUCCACGUCAAGAUUGAGACACACUUUGAGAAUGACAACGGAUGCAAUGAAAAUGUGUUUGGUGACGACCCCACUUCAAAGGACAGUGUCUGCUUUUUGGAUAUUUUGAGCGAUCCGAUCCCUGACAAGCAUUACAAGAAGUCUGAGGAUCUGAGCAACUGGGUGUCACAGAAAACAGGCCGGGGACCCCUUGUGGACGGCUGGAGGAACACCACGAAACCCAUCAUGUGCUCCUACAAGAGAGUCACCUGUAGCUUUGAGGUCUACGGCUUCCAGGGACGAACAGAGGACUUCAUUCACAGGAACAUUCGUGACAUUCUGCUGGUGGGACACAGGCAGGCGGUGGCAUGGAUUGACGAGUGGCAUGGAAUGACCCUCGAGCAGGUGAGAGAGUAUGAGAGAAAACUGCAGGAGGAGACCAACAGCAAGCUCAAGAGCGACAUUACCUGCACAGACUCUGCUCCUCCGGUGCGACCCAGCUUCACUCGCUCCAUCUCGGUUACGGAUGAGUCGUCACUGAAAAAGAUGGGGGUAAAGACUGUAGACAUUCCAAGCUCUCCGUCCUGCCCUUCCUCCCUCAAAAAUCCCAUGAGAUUAAACUCUACACCAGAAUAGCGCCACAUCCACCGUCCACUGCCUGCAUCUACGUUUAACAAAAUUCUGGACCUGGGCGUUCUCUUCUAACCAAAACUAGAAAGACAUCCCACGCUGUCACCCUCUGCUCUCCGUUCCAACUGCAGAGGCUGGCAAAAACACGAAGAACCGAAGAAUUGUAGAUAUCCUGUAAAAAGACUUCUCAUCAAGUGAAACCAUAGUGCCUUAAUUUACAUUUCUCAGAGACCUCGACAAAACGGAUUGAACAAACGGUCUAUCCCACUGCCUUCGAACAAGAAGGGGAUCACAGAAUGCAGAGGAAAAGCCUCUGUUGACAUAAUCUGUAGACUGUUUCAGUGAAACCUGAUCAUAUGGAUUACGGCAAUCGCGAGUGACUAGCCAAAUUUUCAAGAUGGUUACGGGUUAUUGAGACUAACCUCUGACCCUGUAUCAAUACAUUGACAGAAUGCAAUUGAUUGUUUAGUCGUGCAGCACAGAACGAGAACGUACAGUGCAACGGGUGAUCAGACGAAAGACUAGAAUGGAUGAAGCAUUUUGUGUUAUUUGAAACCUGUCUUUGGUGAUGAACCAUAAGUGCACAACCAUAAAUUCACAUCAUUGAUCAUUAAUAUUGCCAACAUUGUUACGUCAAGCCAUUCAAACAAGCUUAAAAAGUGGCAUUUCUUCACAAUUUAGUUUUUUAUUAUAAUGCAUGAUACUCUUGUGUAUUUAAAUGUAGCUAAAAUAAACUGACUGCAACCACCUUCAAAAAAA
Molecule: messenger RNA, 2094 nt
Organism: Puntigrus tetrazona (Sumatra barb)
Lineage: Eukaryota; Metazoa; Chordata; Actinopteri; Cypriniformes; Cyprinidae
Gene: pitpnc1b
Product: phosphatidylinositol transfer protein cytoplasmic 1b
Exons: 10
Coding region: 415-1341 (308 amino acids)
Biological process (GO): phospholipid transport
Cellular component (GO): cytoplasm
Molecular function (GO): phosphatidylinositol binding; phosphatidylinositol transfer activity
Source: RefSeq, a predicted model, not a curated record